Messenger RNA from Mesocestoides corti, 1527 nucleotides. Lineage: Eukaryota; Metazoa; Platyhelminthes; Cestoda; Cyclophyllidea; Mesocestoididae. The record is from the annotation of a GenBank genome assembly.
AUGAGAAUAUUUCCAUAUAUUGUAUUUCCUGCGGAGGCAGAGGCAUUAGUUGCAUCACUUGCAGACCUGGAUUAUGAAACAUAUGGAAGCGAACAUUGGUAUAAACAGCAUACGUAUUUGGACAAAUUAAAUAUGCAAGCUGUCGUAUCAGCCAGAGCGAGAUCAGACGAGUUUGUAAAGGAAUUCAUUAUUUCUCAUCAGAAGGUCGGUUUCCUCAUCCGUGACCUAGUGUCUUCCGAAUUAUGGCGACAAAAGAUUUUCAAACGACUGCUAAAAAGCCUGUCGAAUGAUGUACCUACGUUUCCUAUCUACGUCAUACUGUACCACGAGUUGAUAUUGUCAAACUUGCUAGAAACAGUGGCCUAUCAUAUGGACGUUGUGGAUAGCUUACGUGAUGAUGCGGUGGACUUGUGUGAUUGGUGUCACAGAGCCCUCUGUCGUCUUGUUGCUGCUACUUCUAGUGAGGAAAAGAAAGCGGAACUUCACAGCCUUAAGGACCAACCGAAUUCAUCGGAAACCAAUGAGGCGGAAUUGUGCCGUCAGGCAAAAAUACUGACAUACGAAAUAGGCAUGAAGGCAGUUUCCUUGUCUCGCCACCUGAUUGACCACAGCUGCAGCAGUUACUCGGCCUCAGUGUCCGGGUCAACCCUGCCUCUCAGUGUGGGUCGCCGACUUCUCCACACCCACGACUUCCUCAUCCUCCUCUGCCACCUCAUCGACUUGGCACCCUGGAAUUGCGCGGCAGCGCCGAAGAAGGACUGUUACGCCCGCCUCGUCAAGUACCAGUGGCAUGAGUCGGGCUGUUGGAUUGCUGAGACGGAUGACAAGAACUGGACUGUUUUGACCAAAACUGAAGGCCAAGUGUGGCUUUCAAUCUACCAGCUGCUCUUCUCAAACCUAAUCCCCUCAGUGAACUACGACUUGACAGCUAGCCACAGGAAGCAGGCGCUUCUGCGUCUGCGACCGCAUUUAACCGAGGUUUGCAUCGACGUGAUUCCCGUGUUGGGCGAACUGCGGCGUUUCCUGGAAGAAUUCGCCGUCUGCGAGGGUUCAGCGCUUGCCAGUCGUGGACAGGCAGUGAAAGGACACUCUGCAAGUGCGUCAGCUGUUGCCCAGCUCUGCCACGUUGAAGUCAUAGCAGACAUCUACGAGGGCAUUCAACAGAAGUACCGAGGCAAGUGGAAGGAGGUGGCGAGUGAGUUUAUGCAGCGCAUUCAGUCCGAGGCGGGUCGGGAGUCGGCGAAGCGCGCGGCCUCGAAGUGGGCCGACGCCUUCACCGAGGACAACGUGAACGCCCUGUUCGGCGCCGACGCCACCGGCGACACCUUCGAGCACCCCCUCCUGCCACCGCCGCGGUGCGUGGAGUGCGGCGAAAUCGCCACCAAAAGGUGUUCUCGAUGUCGCCAGGAGUGGUACUGUCGAAGGGAGUGCCAGGUCAAGCAUUGGCCACGACACAAGAAGGCCUGUGAUAUAUUUGUGUCCUGUGCAGCAGCAGAUGGCGAGAAAAAUGGCCGUGACAUCACCUGA